AUGGGGUCUAUUGGAAAUCCAAGUCCUUGGGCACCUUAUAGUUAUAAGGACUGUUCACAAGGAAUUUGUAGCAUGUAUUGCCCACAGUGGUGCUACAUAGUCUUCCCUCCUCCUCCUCCUUAUUUGUCAGAUGAUGAUUCCGAGACGCCCUUUUCCCCUCUGGUUAUCGCCAUCAUUGCCAUCGUGGCAAGCGCGUUUAUUCUGGUAAGUUACUAUACCAUUGUCACAGGAUAUUGCAGGCGAAGAAAUAAUCCAAAUGCGAGUGUGGAACUGGAUGAAAUUCAUGAUGAAACGAAUCGUGAUCAGUGGCAGGUUACUUCAAAUGGACUAGAUGAAGCACUUAUUAAGACUAUCACAGUUUUUAAGUACACGAAAGGUGAUGACCUAAUUGAAGGGACUGAGUGUUCUGUUUGUCUAAGUGAAUUCGAAGAAAAUGAGAGUCUUCGACUACUGCCAAAUUGCAGCCAUGCUUUUCACCUACCCUGUAUCGACACAUGGUUAAAAUCUCACGCGAAUUGUCCUCUUUGUCGUGCCAAUGUUACUUCUAUGAAUGCAGUACCUCUGUUUACACCAAGUUCUCAAGAUUCACCAGCUGUCGACAUAGCAUCUCUUGAAAUUCAAGGCUUGGAUGAUUUAAUCACGGUGGUUGAUGAUCAUGAUUGUGAUCAAGAAAGUAAUCAUCAUGAUGAGGUGGUUGUUAACCUCAGUAAUGAUGAUACUCGACCAAAGAGCUCCCGUCAAGAUAAUACUAAUGCAGAGGAUUCCGAAACAAGAAAUAGUGACAUUGCCAGUACUACUGAUCCUAAAGACGUUAAAAAAUUUACAAGAUCAAAUUCUUUAGGUACAUUCUCGACUCAAAACGAGCUUUCAAUUGCUGAAAUUGUGCGAAUCGAAGAAGAGAUACAGAUGAUGAAAUGUCAAUCUUGGAAGGAAACUGGUUCCUCGAGGAUUUUCGGGAAAAGAUAA
Messenger RNA from Fraxinus pennsylvanica, 966 nucleotides. Lineage: Eukaryota; Viridiplantae; Streptophyta; Magnoliopsida; Lamiales; Oleaceae. The record is from the annotation of a GenBank genome assembly.